This is a messenger RNA of Malurus melanocephalus (red-backed fairy wren), 1314 nucleotides long. It is a transcript of the gene POU2AF1, whose product is annotated as POU class 2 homeobox associating factor 1. Gene Ontology annotation, biological process: regulation of gene expression. Gene Ontology annotation, molecular function: POU domain binding; DNA binding. Gene Ontology annotation, cellular component: nucleus. The record is from RefSeq and is a predicted model, not a curated record. The annotation marks the transcript as partial. The transcript is spliced from 10 exons. Lineage: Eukaryota; Metazoa; Chordata; Aves; Passeriformes; Maluridae.
GCUCCAGAGCAGCAGCCACAGCCUCGGCCCUACCAAGGAGUGCGAGUGAAGGAGCCGGUGAAGGAACUGCUGAGGAGGAAAAGGGGCAAUGCCCACAACUCCAGCACCACUGCAGCUGCAACGGUUGUUUUGCCCCACCAGCCACUCCCUUCCUACUCCCCCAUGGGCCAGCCUUGCAUGGACAUGGACGCUGCUGCCCCAGCCCCGCCUGGCCCCGAUGAAGGAGCUCUGGCCUCGGGGUGGAUUUCCCAGCCCCCUGGCACCCCCCUGCAGCCCCUGGCCCAGUGGAGCCCCUACCCUGACUACGUGGCCCAYGAGGCUGGCAGCUGUCCCUACACAGCAGACAUGUACGUGCAGCCCGUGUGCCCCAGCUACACCCUGGUGGGACCCUCGUCCGUGCUCACCUACACCUCCCAGCCUCUCAUCACCAACUUUGCUCCCCGAAGCGCUCCCCCGGCCGUGGUGCCGCCGCUGGAGGUGACGGAGCCGCAGCCGCCCCUCGCCUACUUCCCAUGGGCACAACCCCUGCCCGCCGUGCCAGCCUCACCCCUGCAGUACCAGCCGGCCCCUUCCACCCUUCCCACACCCCAGCUGCUGCCCGUGCCCGUGUCCAUCCCCGAGCCAGCCYCGCAGGAGCUGGAGGAUGCCCGGAGAGCCAUCGGUGCGCUGCCCAUCGAGCGGCUGCUGCUGGAGGAUGAGGACAGUGAUACAAUUCUGCACAUUUACGCAGCCAAAGGGCUGCGGGUCCCCGCGCUGGCGGCGGCAGAGCGCAUGAAAGCCCUGCGGAGACUCGAUGCCAGGGAGCACAGAGGAAAGGUAAAAAUGCUUGUGGCUGUCACUGCCAGGCAGCCGGCCAUCGUCCACGACCUGAUCCAGGCGGGAGCCGACGUCAACGCCGUGGACAACAAAGGACAGUCAGCUUUGCACCUUGCAGCCACCUACGGCUACGCCCAGGUCCUCCAGGUCAUCCUGUCACUGGGUUUCCCUCUGGAUCUGGAAAUGAAGGAUUUUGAAGGUUUUUCUCAUUUCCAACCGUUACAGUCAUACCUGACCAGACAGGGCACAGAUUUCUCCACGGCCCAUGGCAACACCGCCCUGCACAUGGCAGCUGCUUUGCCUGGUGACAAAAACCAGAGGGAAAUGAUCCAGCUGCUCCUGGAGCACGGGGCUGAUCCCAGCAUCCGAAAUUUGGACAACGAUCAGCCAAUCCACAUGGCCCCUCCUGGAAAAGCUGGGGAUCAGGUCAGGCACUUGCUGAAGAAAGGGAAGGUCACUCCUGCACUCAUCUCCUGCCACARAAACGCCCGAUCCUGA